Molecule: messenger RNA, 445 nt
Organism: Columba livia (rock pigeon)
Lineage: Eukaryota; Metazoa; Chordata; Aves; Columbiformes; Columbidae
Product: large ribosomal subunit protein uL22-like
Exons: 3
Coding region: 124-399 (91 amino acids)
Biological process (GO): cytoplasmic translation
Cellular component (GO): ribosome; cytosolic large ribosomal subunit
Molecular function (GO): structural constituent of ribosome
Source: RefSeq, a predicted model, not a curated record
UUAAUAGCAAGUUAACGGCGUGUAGAGGACAAAAACAAAAGAACGUUCCUUCUCUUGCAGGCCAAGCAGUGGGGCUGGACGCAGGGCCGGUGGCCCAAAAAAAGCGCCGAGUUUUUGCUGCACAUGCUGAAAAACGCGGAGAGCAACGCGGAGCUCAAGGGUCUUGACGUGGAUUCUCUGGUGAUCGAGCACAUCCAGGUGAACAAGGCUCCCAAAAUGCGCCGCCGCACCUACCGAGCGCACGGGAGGAUCAACCCCUACAUGAGCUCCCCGUGCCACAUCGAGAUGAUCCUCACCGAGAAGGAGCAGAUCGUGCCCAAACCAGAGGAAGAAGUUGCUCAAAAGAAAAAGAUCUCCCAAAAGAAGCUCAAGAAGCAAAAGCUGAUGGCGCGGGAGUAAAAUCUGCCACCAGAGAUGUACAUAAAUAAAUUUUAAAACUUUACAA